This is a messenger RNA of Penicillium maclennaniae, 1854 nucleotides long. RefSeq names its product F-box protein. The record is from RefSeq and is a predicted model, not a curated record. Gene Ontology annotation, molecular function: protein binding. Lineage: Eukaryota; Fungi; Ascomycota; Eurotiomycetes; Eurotiales; Aspergillaceae. Bases 1 to 1854 code for a protein of 617 amino acids. The transcript is spliced from 2 exons.
AUGAUCGCCAAUUCAGCCCGAACAGACCCCCUGGCAAUAUUGCCACCGGAAAUUGUGCUGCGCGUAUUGGACUUUGCUCCUAUCCCCGCUCUUGCGUCCUUGACAGCUGUCUCUCGCGCGUGGCACCAAUUCAUCGACGUCACUCACCAAGAAGCUAUCUACUCUUCCGAGACCAAAACCACCAAAGACUCCAGUGUUGGACGUAACCUUUCAGCUUUCCCGGAAUACACAAGCUUCUGCGGGCUUUAUGAAAAUAUAACGUCAUGGAAGGACCUUUGCAAGCGACAAACGCUACUCGACAAAAACUGGGCCAAGCAGCGCCCCGUUACUCGGGAGUCGGUGUUGCAAGUCGGCAAUGAUCCCGUUUGGAGAUUCCGUGCCGAUUUUCAACGCCGGUUCUUCGUCUCUACCUCACACGCCGGUGGCUUGAAUGUCACCGACAUGGAUACCGGCCGGAUUAUAUGGCGACUGCCCUCCACGCUGGUUCGAAAUGAGUAUGCAGUACGUCCUUAUGCCCAUCUGGAAUAUCAAGAUGGGAUGGCUGUGUUUGAUCGAGAGGGAGAUGCCGUUGAAGUGUGGCAGGCCGGUUUGGAAGGUGCAGCUCGUGGAGAGUUUCGACGAAUCGCAAUUUUGAACCAUAAUUGUCAAACAAGAGGAUUCCAGCUGUCACAUUGGACACUUUGUGUUGUUUCGAACGAAGGACUUGGAUUCGUAUAUGACAUGACCGAGCGCCCACCCAGGUUGAUAACGCGGAUCGGCAUUGAUCGUGGCGCGGUUGGUCAUCUGGACCAAUGCGAGAAUGCUGUGAUAUAUUCUCUCGGAGCCCAAGGCUACCAUGUCCAUGAUAAGAAGUCGGGUGAACUUCUUGGCGUGCUACAGCCAUCGCGCGUUUCCGAAAAAUACCACAUUCGACCACCUGCCACCCCAUCUUUUUCUGCAGGCUCGACCUUGGCAGGUGCUGCACAGAACGGACUGGUAUCCCAAUACUCGCCGUCCGAAGCCCCUAGAAAGCCCUGUUUGAAGCCCAUUAAGCUCGUGAAUGGUCCUUUGCCACCGCCGAGCGACCCGGAUCAUGUCUAUCACCGAGAUGACGAAUGGGGUGCUGGCAUGCUUAACGGUGAUCUUUUCGUUGGGUUCUCCCGCGCGGGUCGAGUGUUUGUAUGCUCAAGCUGGCAAAAGGCUCUUCAGGACGAAGCUACUUUCGCCAAACAUUGCUCUAUCAUCGAAUGCGAAGCAGAUGGAACCAGCUUUGACCUGGGCGGCUGGCUAUCUGUGCGCAACCAUCGUGUGAUGUUCGAGAUACAAGAUCAAAUCUAUGUCGUCGCACUGGAUGAGUGUGACAAGAUUCAAAACACCGAUCGACCCGUUCGUGCAUCUUACUCACUAGUCACAAGUUCUGCUCCGCAGCUGGCUGUCCCAGUCAGCUUCAUGGCGCUCUACGACGACGCAAUCAUGACCACCUACACUACCCUCGGCUGGCGCCAAUCGCUCUCGAACAUCCCAGGCGACGCUCCCCCUCCGCAGCACCAAAAUGUCGGUCGUAUUUUUCCAUCCAAGACCAUUCGCAUUGUCAGUCUGGCUCCAGACCUGCCGGAAGGCAAAUUCCCCGCCAUCAAUGAACACGAAUACCAGGAGGAAAUAAGUUGUGAAUCCCUCAAUCGAUCGGACCCGGCAGUUGGAGAGGUUUGGCGUGCGCAGGCCGGAUUGCUACAAUUGUUCAGUAUAUUUGGUAAUGAGUUUGGCGAGGAACAUGACGAUGAUGACCAUGAUUUGGGUGAUUUCGCCGCAGUCUUGCCCGAUCAUGAGAUAGACGAGGAGUGGGAGGAUGUCGAUGAGAACGAGGACACCGCAUGA